AUGGUUGACGUGGAGCGGUACUUUCCCCGUGCGGUGGCGCACCUUAAAGCUGUUCCAGCGUCCGCAGAGGCCGCCGAGGCAAGUCGCACUCGCCGCUGGCACGCGGCAACGCAUGAGGUUAACACCGACGGAAUCGUGACGCCAGCGAAGCGCGCGGAGAGGGAGCGGCGGGAGAGUGGACUCGGGUCCUUUUUUGACGAGGGCAGCCUUGACGUGCGUGGCGGGAUCGCGGACAAGCUAAAAAGUGGUGCGUACGGUAGCGCCCGCGACACGGUGGAGCGCGCCUCCCCAGACAUCCUCAAGCUCACCGGCGGCAAUGCACGUCGUCACGGUGGGCUGUGCUUAUCUACGGAGAGCAACGCGGCACCGGCUGACCAAACAAUCGAGGGUGACCGUGGCGACGUUGGGGCGUAUCGCGAGUUUGGAGACACCCCAGUGCAGCUGACCGACAUGCUGCGAGAGCGGCUGAUGGAGCUCAAGGCGGAGAAGCUGCGGGAGGAGCGCAGUGAGACGUUUCUGCCACAGCGCCUUUGCCACCGCUCUGCCAGCGAGCUUCUAAUGCUGGCGGAGCACGGAGAAGCCUCGGCGGUGGAGGCUCGCAAUCGCGUUACAAAGCAGCAGCCGAACCCCCUCGCUUUGCAGCGCAAAGCCGAACCGUCGCGCAGUGGCGCAGCCGCCACCACCACCUUGGCAGAUCUGGCGCCCCAGAAAGAGGAGGAGACAGCGCUGCCGGGCGACGCGGCGCGAGACAGCCUGCUGCGUGCGACCUGCAACAGGCCCAUUCUGCAAGAUGGGGUGUCACCUGCUCAGGUUGCCAGUGCAAUGCAGGUCCUGGCCGGCACUGACGACUCCGUGCCGGGCGCCUCUCAGCACGACUUACUGCGUCGCUUGGCCGCCAUCGCCGCCCACACCGGUCGUUGCGCCUCAGCUAUGAGGUCGGGUGACGGCGCAGGUGUCUCGGCCGAAGGGGAGGAGCGUCCUGGGUUUGUGCACCUCCUGCGCACCCUACCUCGGGCCGGCUUUUGCAGUCGACGCGAGGCGGCCGCCAUCAUCGCGAGUGGGCAGGUGCGUGUCAACAACGUAGUGGAGCGCAACCCAUUCCGUCUGGUGGAGGCACAGGAUGACGUGCAUGUUGCUGGUCACCAGUCCCGCCUGCGCUUUGCGCCGCCGCGGCUGUGGAUGUACAACAAGCCAGCAAACGUUAUUGUUUCCCGAAACGACGUGGCGGGCCGCACACUCAUCACGAAGCACGCGCGCAUUCUUGGCAUGGACCACCUGGUCCCUGUUGGCUCGCUGCCCAUGCGCGCUCACGGCAUCCUCCUCCUCACGAACGACGGUGAGCUUUCGCGCUUCUUGGAGAGCCCCAAGUCGAUGGUGCAGCGGACCUACAUGCUGCGGGUUCGGCCAGCGUUUGGCCCCGUCCUUGUGCACAAGCUGAACACGGAGGGCAUUCAAAUCAACGGGCGUCGCUAUCGAAACACAGAGUUCUUUGUCAACCCUGCCACCAAGUCGCGCUACUCCGUUAAGGUGAAGGUGCGUGGCGAAUCGAUGCCGAUCGCGCACUUGAUGCAGCAUCUUGGCCGCACGGUGGAGCGGGGCGGCCGCAUCUCAUUCGGGCCUUUUGCUCUCUCCAACCUCGCUGUUGGCUCCGUUCGCGAGGUGACCAUCCCACCGUUCUACUCGCAGCACCUUGGCGCUGCCUGGAAACCCUUCGUUGAGCGCGAUUGGCCCUACUUUCGUCGCCAGCGAGUUUCGCGGCUUCGCAGGUUGUGCCAACAUCGCGAACUCACGCCAAAGGAGCUGGAGGAGCUCGACAACUACACCUACGAAGAGGUCAAAGAUGUGCUGGAUUUGGAAUCGAGCGAACUUCAGGCGCUCGCGGAGCAGCGAGCACAACAGCUGCGACACGCGAGUCACCUAGGUGAGGAACUCCUUCCGCUUCCAGGCGAGUUCCCCAACGGAUCGUGCCGCGGGAGUGUGGGGGAUGUGGCCGUCGACGACGUGGCUACGCCUUUUGCGGAAGUCGAUGAGGAGGUAGGCGAGGACGCGAUUGUGGAGGAUAUUGCUUCCCUUCGCUGA
Molecule: messenger RNA, 2079 nt
Organism: Leishmania braziliensis MHOM/BR/75/M2904
Lineage: Eukaryota; Euglenozoa; Kinetoplastea; Trypanosomatida; Trypanosomatidae
Product: putative tRNA pseudouridine synthase A
Exons: 1
Coding region: 1-2079 (692 amino acids)
Biological process (GO): pseudouridine synthesis
Molecular function (GO): RNA binding; pseudouridine synthase activity
Source: RefSeq, a predicted model, not a curated record